This is a messenger RNA of Patiria miniata (bat star), 3415 nucleotides long. RefSeq names its product ras-related protein Rab-22A-like. The record is from RefSeq and is a predicted model, not a curated record. Lineage: Eukaryota; Metazoa; Echinodermata; Asteroidea; Valvatida; Asterinidae. Gene Ontology annotation, molecular function: GTP binding; GTPase activity. Bases 400 to 1095 code for a protein of 231 amino acids. The transcript has 6 exons.
CAUGGCAUUUGAUAGCGGUGAUGUCAUAUGCAUGUAGAUGAAUCUUGUGACAAGUGGCUGGUUCGCGUCUAAUGCAACAUGCACAUUAUUUUGGUAUGCAAUUGGAUGUGAGUGAACGAAUGUACUAAAAAAAGAAACCAGUGUUUUCGAGGAUUUGAAAGAAUUAACGUUUAACUAAGCAGAUGUCUAUGGAAGUUGAUUGUAAAAAUCUGUACUUGGCUCACCAAGCUACCACACUUAUCACUUACCAUUCGGCCAUCUGUAAGAAUUGACGUUGACGUUACUUUGUCGUUGCUUGGGCUGUGUCUCCCUUCAAAACCCCAUUGGAUUUUUUCCCCAGCAUCAAUCACUAAGAUAUAGUGGACUGCCAGCUGUCGUCUGCUUGAGCUUGUUGCCAAGAUGGCUGGGCCCCCAACUCCCCGGAUGAAGGCGCUGGAAGCGAAGGUGGUCGUACUUGGGAAAGAAGGUGUUGGAAAAACGAGUCUAGUGGUAAGGUACGUCGGGAAAAUCUUCAGCAAAAACGUCAGUCCAACAGUAGGUGCCUCAUUCUUCACAUUCAAAAUGACAGUCGAUAACCACAGAGUGAAACUGAUGGUGUGGGAUACGGCAGGACAAGAACGGUUCCGAUCCAUGGCGCCUAUGUACUACAGAAAAGCCAAUGCGGCCUUCUUGGUAUACGACAUCACCCAGUAUUCCACGUUUGAGAACAUGAAGACCUGGGUGGACGAGCUGAAGACGGCAACAGACACUCCUAUGGUUCUCUGCGUCUUAGGAAACAAAUGUGACUUGAAAGACCAGCGGAAAGUGCAGUCUGACGAAGCCUUGAUGUACGCUGCAUCCAUAGGAGCACUUUUCUUUGAGACAUCCGCACUCACAAACGAAGGAGUCCAGGAGGCCUUUUUGCGAUUGUCCCUGGCCCUCAUCUCUCUCAGCAAGAGCGCCCCCAACUGUGGGCUCAUCACCAAGGACUACGACGCACGCAGGAAGUCCGAGGAUUUCUUAUCCUUCCCGCCAAGCCUGCUGUUGCUACGGGAACAGAUCAAGGAAGAAGAGGAAAAGGAAGAGGAGGAAAAAAAAGUCGGAAGAUGCUGCUGAUGGUCAUGGCUUUAUUUCUUUAUUCGAGUCGGACAAGCAGGUUGAAUUAACUUGCAUUUAUGACUUUGUGUGGAAUUAUGACUUUGUGUGGGGCGCUGUGGUUCUAUGGUUGUGGUCGACUCGCGUGCCGUGGUACAUGGUACGUGGUUUUGAACCCUGACGGGGAACAUGGUGCUUGUGUUCUUAGGCAAGACACUUAACUAUAAUUGCCUCUCUCCACCCAGGAGUAUAAAUUGGACAUUUGAAGGUAGAGAUCAGAAACGCGCUGAUCUCGAGCUGCUGCAAAAACUGGUCGCAUAACGGCCUGAUGAAAAGGGGUAAUAAUAAUUUUUGUCAAGCACUAUAAGACCUUAUUUUGAGAGGCUGUAAUUGUCCUUAGUUUCCGAUGAUGAGCUGACAUUGAGGCCUCGAUCGUUCAGAAAUUCAGGAGUCUUUGAGAAUUGUAUCCAGCCGCUUCCAUGAUAAGCGCAUGUGUUGCUGCUGGCCGACGGCCGUAGCCUAUAACUUGGACGCAUCCUUACAUCGGGAGAAGUAGUUCUAGAUCUCAAGGCUGACAUUGUUGUAGGGGAUUUCAGUUUUGAACUCGAAUGGGGGGAGGCCCGAAGACUGACAGAUUCUUCGCAGAAUUGAAUUGGUUAAAAAUUGAGUGAUUUUGAGAUAAGUCUUUGUCUAAUAAUAUGUGCGAUUCUUGUCUUCUGUGUGGCCAUGGAUGGAUAAGAACAUGAUUAGGACCUGUACAUGCCUUUUAUUAAUAAGAUUAUAAUCGACAAAAUAUUUUCCACAAGCCAUUAUAAAUGGCUGUAAUGCCGUCGCGCGUGUACGCCAACAAUACUAUUGGUAAUUUGUAAAUAUCAUGAUUAUUACGAAAGGAAACGGAGGGGCAAUAAUUAGUUGGCAAAGACAAAAGAAACUCAUUCUAUUGCAGUAUCGAAAAUGUUUAAUAUCUGUCAAGCAAUAUGCCAUAGAAAAAUCAUUGCAAGAAUUACAAGACAAUUCAAACCUAUUAAUCGACGUUGUGACAAACACAUUCUCUGUAUUUUUUUCUUUAAAUCCGCACAAAUGUAAAUUGUAGAAUAACAAAAGUGGAGAUGUUGCGGAGCACUGUGGAGCAUUUAUGACAAGAAGUAAAAGAUUAUUACAGUGCUCACCGGAAAAUUACGCCCGAGCUUUCGGUGUGGUACAUCUUCUCCAGUCCCCUGAAGAAGCCUAAAGAAGCAUGUACAAGCCAUAGUCCCCUGAAGAAGGAGCACCGCACCGAAAGCUUGGGAGUAAUUUUCCGGUGAGCACUGUAAAGCUUGGGAGUAAUUUUCCGGUGAGCUAAUUUUUAAUUCUUGUCAUAAAUGUAGAUUGUAUGUAUUUAUGAAUGAACAAAGUAAAAUCUCGUUAAUUUGUUUAUAGCAAUACGUCAGCCAGCCAUUGUCAGCCUGUAUAAAAAUGCAACAAUCAUCUUACAUUCCAGCUGUCUCAUUAAUAACGUACAAUUUCGUCCGUUGUUUUUUUUGGGGGGCCUUUUUCUCAGGCUGCAGGCAACAAGGUUUAUUUUUCAAGUCUGCGUAGUAGCAAUAAUUAAGAAGGGGUGACAACAUCAGCAUCCUGAUCUAUAUAUAUCGUUUAAUUUGAGUAUUCAUGAGUAUAAUUAUACACAUAAUUUAAAUGACGACCUAAAAGACCAACAUAUAAUAUAAUAAUUCUGAACAGUUCUGUUAUAAUCAAGUUGUCUCAAAAGAAACUUUCUUCCAAUAGCAUCAUGCAUUUAUGCAAUAUUUCCUAUUUUACUUGAAAAAGUGACAUAAGCAUUACUGAAUCAAGUUUAGUUUUUGUUUGCCUUUUCUUUAAGAAUAAUCAAGAAUGAAUUUCAGUCGUGAUCUCCCUGUAUUAGUGAAGCUAUGCACACGCUUUGGGAAAAUGUUGGUCAUUUUUACAAUUCACUAAAAUGGUCAGGUGAUGCACAAAUACAAAUAUAUUAAACUUGGUAAAAUUAUCCCAAAGACAAAAAGACUUCCAAACCAUACCCUUUGACAUUCAUGGUAGUGACUAUCUGAAAGAUCAUUUGGAUAUGACAGCCGUUGUACGUAGCAGUGUUAAACAAUUUGACUACUGGUGAUUUUCUUUGAGGAUAAUCUUGCAAACUCUUGUACAGAUGAGCCUUCCUUAUUAUGCCACAUGAAAGUAUGUAAAUAUUCAUAAGACUUCAUUUGCAUCUUCUGUCGGUGACCUCUGUUAUGUUAAUUUCCAAACUUGACACAUUCCAGGAGAUCUGUCUCCCUAGCUUUCGUAACAAUUGUUCAAAGGUGGUCCUGUUGGGACAUUUAUUACAAUA